Messenger RNA from Pseudovirgaria hyperparasitica, 1335 nucleotides. RefSeq lists its product as uncharacterized. The transcript is spliced from 5 exons. The coding region runs from base 352 to 1107 and encodes 251 amino acids. The record is from RefSeq and is a predicted model, not a curated record. Lineage: Eukaryota; Fungi; Ascomycota; Dothideomycetes; Acrospermales; Acrospermaceae.
AUUUGUAACUCGGAACCUCCAUCCCAGAAUAGUCUGGCAGAAUAGCUGAUCCGACAAUCCUAGCUGCCUUCGAAUCGACCCGGUUAUAAGCUGAAUAUCAGCAUCUAGAUUCUGGAUCAAUCAACAGAGUUGCUACUUUUUACCUCGCGUUGAACGGUACCCGCUUGAAAGGUGGUCUAUAGCACGUAUUAGCCCCUUUCGUGCUGAACGAUAUCUUGAAACGGCGCACGCGCCCUCGCUUUAACUGGUCGGUCCCACUUCGGUCUAGUCCGACAUCAAUUAUCCGGUCAGACUUUGCAUUUCUUACUCGUACAUCACUAGGUAUUACUUUGCGGCCGGUCGCUGGUCAUCAUGGCGCCUCCUCCAUCUGUUUUUGUUCCGCUAUACAUUUAUCCCAACCCCGGAGCGUGGGACCAGUUGUACCAAGCCGCCUGGCAGUAUCCUGACCUGGAUUUUACCGUGGUGGUCAACCCUCAUUCCGGUCCUGGCAGCAGCGCGCUACCAGACGCGAACUAUACACGAGAGAUUCCAAAGUUGAAUGAGUUUGACAACGUUCGGACUCUAGGCUACGUCGCCACCGACUAUGGAAGCAAAGCCCUGGAUCUCACUCUGGCUGAGAUUGCCAUGUACGCCGCCUGGGCGGAGAAGAGUGCGAACAUGACCAUGGACGGCGUCUUUUUCGACGAGACACCUACUCACUACGAUGCAAACGCCGAUGCGUACAUGCAAGCUGUCUCUACUGCCGUACAAGAGUCAGACGGCUUCGGAGAGAGUUUUGUUGUGCACAAUCCCGGCUAUAUUCCUGACCAGCGGUACAUGGCAUAUGCAGAUCUGACAGUCGUCUUUGAGCAAACCUAUUCAGCCUGGAUGGAGAUGGGAAUCUCGCAUCAGCUUGAUGAUUUGAACUACAACAAGCGCAACCUGGUAUCACUAGUCCACUCUUUGCCAGAUAUCACCGAAGAAUCGCUAAAAUGUUUGGCCGAUCACUUGCAGCUACUGACAGGUCAUGUUUUCUUGACAUCCCUAGACUCAGCCUAUUAUCAAAGCUUCAGUCCGCAAUUUGGAGAAUAUGUAGCCUUGCUGUCUAGCAUUCGUGGUCUACGCUGAAACCGGGUAUGCAAAUGUUGUGUGGAGGUGAUUAGCAAGUUCCUAGGAGGGCGUCCCUGUUUAGACAAAGAGUACCGAUCUGAAUAGAUUACCCGGUUACCGACUGUGGCUUGGCUAUUGUUUGAAGAGAUUCCGUGACUCGCAUAAACUCAAUGUGAAAGCGACAUCGAAGUCGAAAAUGACGAGAUGGUCAGCCUUUAGCCGACAAGAACACGACAUGAUGUACAC